AACCUGCAACGUGAUUAAAGUAUAUCCUUUUAUUAGUCUGAUGAUUGCCUGAUAUAAUAUGGUGUGAAGAAUGAGAAAAGAAACUGUAGGCUAUCAUACGGACUUGGAUCAGUAUCAUAUUAAUGCUAGAUGUCUAAUGGUUUGGUGUCCGUAUGCAUGAACUUUGGAUUUGUAAUGCAGCAUAUACAAUCCUUUAGUCGGUCGGCCGCAGAAAGAGGACAUGGAACAUGCCUUUAUAUUAGCUGAUAAAUAUAAGCUUGUUCUAACUAGUGUUAUUAUGUUUUGCAGAGAAUAUGAAAGUUCUCAUCGUACCGUAGGUUUUGAUGUCUGGUUUUAUCAUCAUGUAUCAGAACUAUGCAAAGGCAAAGAUGCACAAUUGACUAAAGAGCUAAUUUCAUUAGCUCGAGGUCCUCUAUGUGGCGUUGAGAGAUUUCAUGGUUAUGUGAUAAAUGGUUUUAGAUUUCAUACAAGAGAUCAUGAAAGUCAAAAGGCGAAGCAAAAUAGUGGCAUUUUGCUACGAGGAUUAUUGGGUUCAAAAGCUAUGGAUUACUAUGGAGUUAUUAGCGAAAUAAUGGAGCUUCAAUACCUAGGAGGCAAUAGGGUUGUCAUGUUCAAGUGUGAUUGGUGGGAUGUUGACAACAUCGGCAAGGGAGUGAAAAUGGAUAGAUAUGGCUUUGUUAGUGUCAAUACAACUCGUAAGCUAUUGACUGAUGAGCCAUUUGCACUUGCAUCUCAGGUGGAACAAGUAUUUUAUGUUGAAGAUGGAUCUAAUCCUAAUUGGCUAGUUGUUUUGAAAGGUCAAUCUCAAAGCUCGUUUGAUUCCCUCACUAAAGACCCAAAUGAUGUACAAUCAGGUGAUCAAGAAGAGGCUUUUCAACAAGACACACCUGAUCCUAUUUAUCCAAACCCCUACCCAGUCCAAGAUGAUGAACUAAUUGGUUGGGAGGAAGACUCUAAUGAAGAUGGAAAUGAGAUGCAUGUUGAUUCUGAUGAUGACAGUCAUGAUAGUGAAAUUAGUGCAUAUGGAGAUGAUAGUGAUCAGGAUGAAUAAGUUGACAUUGACUUCUUGUCAUAAGCUACUAGAAUUGUGAUCACUGUACAUUUUUGUUUGGCAG
Linum tenue is the source of this 1115-nucleotide messenger RNA. The record is from the annotation of a GenBank genome assembly. NCBI's taxonomy places the organism in Eukaryota, Viridiplantae, Streptophyta, Magnoliopsida, Malpighiales, Linaceae.